Perognathus longimembris pacificus (Pacific pocket mouse) is the source of this 1536-nucleotide messenger RNA. RefSeq names its product protein tyrosine phosphatase non-receptor type 18 (gene Ptpn18). Gene Ontology annotation, cellular component: nucleus; cytoplasm. NCBI's taxonomy places the organism in Eukaryota, Metazoa, Chordata, Mammalia, Rodentia, Heteromyidae. Gene Ontology annotation, molecular function: non-membrane spanning protein tyrosine phosphatase activity. The record is from RefSeq and is a predicted model, not a curated record. Gene Ontology annotation, biological process: peptidyl-tyrosine dephosphorylation.
UGUCCACGCUUGGUCUGAACGCGGAGAGCUGCGUCUAGGCCGGAACUGGGAGCUGGAGGCACCAUGAGCCGCAGCAUGGAGGCUGCACGGAGCUUCCUGAAGCAGCUGGAGGCGCGGCGCGGCCGGGAAGAGGCAGUCCUCGCCAGCGAGUUCAGCGAUAUCCUGGCCCGCUCUGCUGCCUGGAGGACUCAGGGUGUGCGCUCCACCAAGGCUGGAAGUCGCUGUGAAAACGUGAGGAAGAACCGCUACAAGGACGUGGUGCCCUAUGACCAGACUCGUGUGAUCCUCUCCUUGCUCCAAGAGGAGGGACUCGGCGACUACAUCAACGCCAGCUUCAUCCAGGGCGCAGAUGGCAGCCGGGCCUAUAUUGCCACACAAGGACCCCUCCCUCACACCCUGAUCGACUUCUGGCGCCUUGUCUGGGAGUUUGGCGUCAAGGUGAUACUGAUGGCCUGUCGAGAGACAGAGAACGGACAGAAGAAGUGUGAGCGUUAUUGGGCCCAAAAGCAGGAGUUACUGCAGGCUGGGCUUUUCUGCAUCACCCUGACAAAGGAAACACAGCUGAAUGCAGACAUCAUCCUCAGGACUCUCCAAGUCACAUUCCAGAAGGAAUCCCGUCUGGUGCACCAGCUGCAGUACCUGUCUUGGCCGGACCGUGGAGCUCCCAGCAAUCCCAAUCACAUGCUCUCCAUGGUGAAGGAAGCCCGCCGCCUGCAAGGAUCCGACCCUGGACCGCUCUGUGUCCACUGCAGUGCGGGCUGUGGGAGGACAGGUGUGCUGUGCACGGUGGACUACGUGAGACAGCUGCUUCUGGCCCAGAGGAUGCCAUCUCACUUCAGCCUCUUCCGGGUCCUGGAGAUGCGGAAGCAGCGCCCUGCGGCUGUGCAGACCAAGGAGCAAUACCGGUUCCUGUACCACACCGUGGUCCAGCUCUUCCACUCAGCACUCCGGAGCGCCGGCUCCCAUGGCCAGGGCUCCAAGGAGAACUGGGCCCCGCUGUACGAAGAUGCACUCUCCCUCCGGGCGUCCCCAGCCCUCCCGCUCGGCGGGGUGCUCAGGAGCAUCUCUGUGCCCGGGACCCCGGCCCUCCCCACGACUGACAUGUACGCGGCAGUGCAGAAGCGCCCGCCGCCCGCGGGCGCCAGGACUGGCACGCAGGAGCUCAGCAAGGGGGAGACCCCGGUCUAUAGCCAGGUGACCCCACGCGCCCAGCGGGCCGUGGUGCCCGUGGAGGACUCGCAGGGGGUGCCGCUAGGCCGGGUUCCUGAUAACCCAAACCCUGCUCGAUCUGAUGCCUAUGAGGAGGUGGCAGAUGGCGCUCAGACUGGUGGGCUAGGCUUCAACUUGCGCAUCAGAAGGCCAAAGGGGCCGCGGGACCCCCCUGCUGAGUGGACCCGUGUUUGAGUGCUGUACCUAUGCCUACCUGUUGCCAACAUGGGUGCUUGGACUGCUGUAACCACCACUCUGCUGAGCGAUGGAUUUAUAAUGAAAGCACUGCAUCAAAAGACCUGCAUCAAAAUAAAAGUUUCUCAGGGU